Spirometra erinaceieuropaei is the source of this 780-nucleotide messenger RNA. Lineage: Eukaryota; Metazoa; Platyhelminthes; Cestoda; Diphyllobothriidea; Diphyllobothriidae. The record is from the annotation of a GenBank genome assembly.
AUGUUUUCAGCAAACGCGCCACUCCAAUCGCCCUACACCACCAUGCUUCCGGUUGAUCACCAUCCUGUGAAGUUUGAAAUCGACACUGGCUCAGCUGUUACUCUCAUCAAUGAGGCCUCCCCUCAGAAAUUACCCUCCCUCCUUCCGGCCAGCUCAACAUUCCGCAGUUACACCGGACAGAACGUAGAGGUUCGAGGGGUCUUUACAGCCGAAGUCGAGCAUGAUGGAGAACUUCAUUACUUGCCGGUUCAUGUGGUGAGAGGAAGCCAGCAACCAAAUCUCCUCGGACGGAAUUGGAUUAAAUGUGUGCCUUCUGUGCUAUCCUAUGUACAUCGGAUUGGUGUAAAUCCGGCUUUGGAUUCAAUUUUGGUAAAUCAUAAGGAUCUAUUUCGUGACGAUUCUGCUACCCACUACCGCGGUCCACCUGUUAAAUUCCAGUUUCAGUCAGAUUUCCGGCCCCGGUUCUUCAAAGCUCGUACAGUCCCCUAUGCAGUCGCACCGAAGGUCGAAGAAGAGCUGGAUCGCCUACAGAAAGCGGAUAUUAUUGAGCCCGUGCAAUAUUCGGAAUCGGCAGCCCCAAUAGUUCCUGUUCUUAAAACCGAUGGUUCUGUGCGUAUCUGUGGCGACUACAAGCUGACAAUCAACUCGGCAACUAAACUGAACCCUUAUCCUCUCCCGCGCAUCGAGGAUCUGUACGCAUCUCUCUCGGGUGGUCAUCAGUUUUCAACUUUGGACCUAAAGCAUGCCUACAACCAAGUCGUCCUAGAUACUGAAUCCUGA